Molecule: messenger RNA, 1684 nt
Organism: Prorocentrum cordatum
Lineage: Eukaryota; Dinophyceae; Prorocentrales; Prorocentraceae
Source: the annotation of a GenBank genome assembly
UUGGGAUCGCGCCAGGUGUGCGCUACCAUUGGCUGCGCAGACCGAUCAGGCAGACCGCUGGACCUCGGCAGGGGGGCUCAAGCCAGUGCCCGACCCUGCGCAGCACCCACCCGCGCACGCUCCACCGCUGCCGCCGCUCGACCCUUUUGCGAACAUGCCUCUGCGCGUGGUGGUCAAGAACACGUUCCUGGACUCCGUGCACAUCGAGGGCACGACCGCUGCGCCCGAGUGCGUGCCCCAGGCCAGCUCGUGCCCGCCCCGCACCGCCUCCCGCACGGCCCCCGCGGGCCUGCCGCUCACCAAGCUCCACGCCCCGGCCGGCCCCGACCCCGAGGAGGAGGACCGCCUCAGCUCCUGCUCGCUCUCGGACCGCGGCCCCGGCCUCGUCGGCGCCGUCGGCCACGCCCUCGCGCCGCAGGCGCCCGGCAGUCCGAGGGCGCCUCUGGGCAAGGUCGGCGGCCGCGUAGACGCUCCAGGCUCUCUGGUCGCAGACGUCCCACCACAUGCACCUACCAAGUCUGACACGAGAACCACAGUGAUGCUGCGCAAUCUGCCACGCAGCUACACACGCAAGGAGUUGGUUGGAAAGCUGAACAAGAUGGGGUUUGCCGGGGGUUUGCGUAUUUCGUCUACUUGCCAAUGGACUUCAAGAGCAAGCAGAGCAAGUGCUACGGCUUCGUGAACUUGGUUUCUGAGGAGCACGCAAAGUGCUUGAUCGGUAAGUUCGAUGGCUUCGGGCACAUGUCGAAGUCUGCGUCCCGCUUCCGUCGCUGUUCAGCGUCUCUGUCUUACUUGCAGGGUCUGGAAGCGAACAUCGAUCGGUACCGAAACAGCCCCGUGAUGGCCAACGGGGUCCCUGACUGUUUCAAGCCUGCGAUCUUCGCCGGCACGCAACGGGUACCUUUCCCCCAGCCGACCACAAAGUAGCGGCGGAGAUUUCCCCUCGGCGCAUCGUUCCUUGCGCCGUCCCCCCACGGAGCCACAUGAGAGGCGUAGUGGCACUCGUCCUUGUCUUUUUCCUCCCCCUUCUCCUCGACGUCGUCUGGGGGGGCGUGGCUACGGGGGGGCCCUCAUCCCCUCUGUUUAGGAGUGCGCCCCGGGUCCCCCCUUUGGGAGUGGGCCACGGGCGCGCGCUCUCUCGCAUUUAUGUUCUAGGCAUGAAGCUGGCGUCCACAGGCCUGUUCCAAGCAGUCCACUGCAUGCAUUGGCAGGUGGCGUGGGUGCGUGCACGUGGAUGUGCGCAUAUGCACCUAUAGUGGGAAGAUAACUCCAGCCCAAGUUCCAGUCGGUCUCUUCGAUUCCUGCCAGUUCGCAGCCUCCCGAGGGAUUUCCAUGGGCCCCGCGUCGUUGGAGGCGCUCCAGGGGCGCUCAACGGCCGCGGCGGCCUCGCCCUGCGUCCACCCAAUGACGAGCGCGGACCUGCUCGCCGUUCAUGCGCCGCGCGCGGCGCAUAGUUUUACGCGGCCGGCAGAUCCCCAGAGAGUGCCCCUCACUCACUGUGCGGACCGUCCGCCGUUCUUUUCGCUGCGGGCGCGGGCGCUCCACCCGAAAUCCAUCCGAACGGCCGCCUGAAUGGCCGCCUGAGGCCAGGACCAGCGUGAACGAGGUCUCGAGCGGCCGGCGCAAUUGAGCCUGGAACCCUUCGCAGCGGUUCCGCAAUUGUGGUUGACCACAGCAGCAGGGG